This is a messenger RNA of Phyllostomus discolor (pale spear-nosed bat), 1246 nucleotides long. Its product is annotated as olfactory receptor 4S1. Gene Ontology annotation, molecular function: olfactory receptor activity; G protein-coupled receptor activity. Gene Ontology annotation, cellular component: membrane. The coding region runs from base 13 to 948 and encodes 311 amino acids. Lineage: Eukaryota; Metazoa; Chordata; Mammalia; Chiroptera; Phyllostomidae. The transcript has a single exon. The record is from RefSeq and is a predicted model, not a curated record. Gene Ontology annotation, biological process: G protein-coupled receptor signaling pathway.
GGCAGAGAAUCCAUGGGUUCACCACGUACCAAGAACGUGACUGAGUUUGUGUUGUUCAGCCUUUUUCAGAGCAGAGAAUUACAGCACGUGUGCUUCGUGGUCUUCUCCCUCUUCCAUGUGUUCACUCUCCUGGGGAACCUUAUGGUCAUCAUCACCAUCAGUGCCAGCAAGGCCCUGCAUGCUCCUAUGUACUUCUUCCUCAGUCAUUUGUCUUUCGCUGACAUGUGCUAUCCAUCCGCUACCAUACCCAAGAUGAUUGCUGACACUUUUGUGGAGCGCAAGACCAUCUCCUUCAAUGGCUGCAUAACCCAGCUCUUUUCUUCCCACUUCUUUGGCGGCACUGAGAUCUUCCUUCUCAUAGCCAUGGCCUAUGACCGUUAUGUGGCUAUCUUUAGGCCCCUGCACUACACAGCCAUCAUGGAUCGACAGAAGUGUGGCCUGAUGGCGGGGGCCUCCUGGGUGGCUGGCUUCCUGCAUUCCAUCCUGCAGACCCUCCUGACAGUGCAGCUGCCCUUUUGUGGGCCCAAUGAGAUUGACAACUUUUUCUGUGAUGUUCAUCCCCUGCUGAAGCUGGCCUGUGAAGACACCUCUGUCGUGGGGCUCAUCGUGGUGGCCAACAGUGGCAUGAUCUCUUUAGUGUCCUUCAUUAUCCUUAUUGCAUCCUAUGUGGUCAUCUUACUGAACAUGAGAAGCUGGUCAUCCGAGGGCCGCCGCAAAGCUCUGUCCACAUGUGGCUCACACAUCACUACUGUGUUUUUGGUCCUUGUGCCCCCCAUGUUCAUGUACAUUCGUCCCUCUACCACCCUGGCUGUUGACAAACUUGUCAUCCUCUUUAACAUUGUCAUGCCACCUUUGCUGAACCCUCUGAUCUACACCCUGAGGAACAAUGAGGUAAAAAAUGCCAUGAGGAAAGUGUUUAGGAUCAAAGGGAGUGUGGAAGAGAAGUGACACCCUAGGGAAUCUCACCCAGCUGGGAGCAUGGGAGACUUCCCAUUCUGUAGCAUCCAACACAGGCUUUGUGUCUGCAGUUUGAUGUUUGUAAUGACGACUCUCUUCUUAGCUCUUUUUUACAAAUUAAAUUUAUUGGGGUGACAUUGGUUAAUAAGUUGAUAUAGGUUUCAAGUGUACAUUUCUAUGAUACUUCACCUAUAUAGUGCAUUGUGUGCCCGCCAUCCAAAGUCACAUCCUUUUCCGUCACUGUGUAUUUGAGCACCUCUGUAACCCUUUACUACUCCCAUCCCCUUCU